Messenger RNA from Penicillium salamii, 1722 nucleotides. NCBI's taxonomy places the organism in Eukaryota, Fungi, Ascomycota, Eurotiomycetes, Eurotiales, Aspergillaceae. The record is from the annotation of a GenBank genome assembly.
AUGUCUGAUCUGGAGCCUUCGGUGGCGAUCUCAUCUUCGCCCUCUCUCCCGGCCACCGACUCCAAUCCUCUCAACUACGCUUUCCUAGUCCAUUCCCAAAAGACCCUCACCCAGAACCUUCCUCCACGCGUCGACAACAAGCUGCUUGCCCGCCAAAAGCGGCGGCGAACGAGCCCGGAGGACCACGCCGUGCUAGAAUCUGAAUACCAGCGGAAUGCCAAACCAGACAAGGCAGCCCGUACCAGUAUUGUGAAUCGCGUCUCGCUUGGCGAGAAAGAGGUGCAAAUUUGGUUCCAAAACCGCCGCCAAAACGAUCGCCGCAAAUCCAAACCACUGCAACCACACGAGUUACUAGCCCCGCGGUCGGGUUUACUAGAUUCAUCUGGUCAGCCUUUGAGUGACGAUAACGCGUCGGCGGAGCCGGGGUCUUCAAGUGGGGCAGAGCAAUUUGACGACCGCGAGGAAAUGGCUUCAAAACCGUGGCAUGGGGGUCUGUUGAAUUUCUCUGAUGAUUCGGACCCGGUGACAGGGGAUAGAGAUGGAAAUGAUCAUGAGCAUGAGCAUGAACAUGAGCAAGAACCGGAGUUGCCGCCCAGCACUCAAACGAGUGUGGCCACAGAGGUCAUCGACGACACUCCGCAGACUACACAAGAAGAGUUUUCCCACAAUGUGAAUCACUCAUCGGAGGAUUCUCUCUUGCCGGUGCCCAAGAGAAAACGGUCUUUGUCGGAUAUCAGAGGCGAGGGAGAAAAUGAGCAGGCUGCAAACACACACACCACACCAACCACACCUACCAAGUCUCCACCAUCGUUGAGAUUGUCGAUGUCAUUUGAUGGAGAGGCUAUGGUACGCAAAGAAGGAGAACAAACGCCAUCACCACCCAAGGGCCGCAACUCACUGCGCAUUGCCAUGUCGGCGGAUGGUAAGGCAGUCAUCCGAGGCGAGAAUGAACCUUCUCCAUCCAAGAAUCGGGUAGCGAUGUUCUCAGUGCGCCGAACAAAAAUGUCAAGCCUGCGACGGAGUAGCAGUGCCGUUUUCCCAGCUACGCCGCGGGCAGGUGUGGCCGAGAAGGAUCGGGCCUUCGGUCGCUCUCGCGAUCCCCGCAACUGGGAGUCAUUCUGCGAUACGGACGCACGAAGCGCCCUAUCAACACCCAGCAGCGGACCCAAUGCGUCACCCAGUCUCUUCCAUUCCCGCAGUCAGCGAUCAUUACCGCGCAGUGCAUCUGGGCGAUAUGGCUUUGCUGCCAACCACGACCUGACCACAACACCAAUUUCUCAGUCCAUGGGAGAGAAACGUCAGAAGUUGGCCCGUACCGUUUCAUCUCUGGGGCGGCUGGAGACCGGGCGAAACAGAGCCAGCUUCAACACCCCUAAAAUAUCUAAACCCGUGUUCUCCAAGUCAGGCAAGACACACUUGGAAAUGGACCCCGGUGACUCUGAUAAAGAGAACUGGGUGCCAGGCACUCGGUCAGCGAAUAUUCGUCGUCGGAACACGUCACAUGUAUCACGGCCGGCCCUUAGCGAUGCGAACCGCAAUCGCGGCCUAGGAAUCUCAACCAAUGGCAAGCGCCAUCGACCACAAUCUCGCCCACAAGGCAAGGCCCCAGAGCUGAGCGCGGAGGUCUCGGCAUUCAUGGCUGGGGGCUCAGGCGAUACUCAAGAAGAUGAUCUUGACUGUGUCCAGGGUCUGUUGUCGUUGAGCCAAGGGGCCUGGCGAUAA